This is a messenger RNA of Oryzias latipes (Japanese medaka), 2745 nucleotides long. RefSeq names its product maternal embryonic leucine zipper kinase. Gene Ontology annotation, cellular component: cytoplasm. Gene Ontology annotation, molecular function: ATP binding; protein serine/threonine kinase activity. Gene Ontology annotation, biological process: protein phosphorylation; intracellular signal transduction. Lineage: Eukaryota; Metazoa; Chordata; Actinopteri; Beloniformes; Adrianichthyidae. The record is from RefSeq and is a predicted model, not a curated record.
AAAGCACAAACCGGAAGCAGGAAAUGACGUCAACUUCAACGUGCGAAAUUCAAACUUGUGGAACAAAACAUUCCCACCGAGGCUGGGCGUCCACUGACAAUUCUCGGUCUGUUUUUCACUAAAACACAGCGUCGUUUGUUUUUAAAGCGACACACACAGGGGAGAUGCCUGUGGAAAGGACGGAGCCCCGUGGAACGGCAGAGCUUGACAAAUAUUAUGAGGUGUAUGAAACCAUCGGCUCAGGUGGCUUUGCCAAAGUCAAACUGGGCCGGCAUAUUCUAACGGGGGAGAAGGUUGCUAUUAAAAUAAUGAACAAAAAAGAUCUUGGGGAUGACUUGCCUCGUGUAAAGUUGGAGAUUGAGGCAAUGAAGAACCUGAGUCAUCAGCAUAUCUGUCGACUUUAUCACGUCAUCGAAACCUCCUUGCAGAUAUUCAUGGUCCUUGAGUACUGCCCCGGUGGAGAGCUCUUUGAUUAUAUCAUUGCAAAGGAUCGACUGUCAGAGGAAGAGACCAGGGUCUUCUUCAGACAAAUUGUUUCCGCCCUGGCCUAUGUCCACAGCCAAGGAUACGCUCACAGAGACCUAAAACCGGAAAACCUUUUAAUCGACGAAGACCAAAACUUGAAGUUAAUAGACUUUGGCUUGUGUGCCAAACCCAAGGGAGGAUUGAGUUACGAGCUGAUGACAUGUUGUGGCAGUCCUGCUUAUGCUGCUCCUGAGCUCAUUCAGGGAAAGGCAUAUAUAGGAUCAGAGGCCGAUGUGUGGAGUAUGGGAGUUCUGCUGUUCGCUCUGCUUUGUGGAUAUUUACCCUUUGAUGAUGACAACUGCAUGGUUCUUUAUCGAAAGAUCACAAGAGGUAAAUAUGAGAAUCCACCCUGGCUAUCUCCAGGUAGCAUCCUCCUCCUAAACCAAAUGAUGCAGGUGGACCCCAAGCGGCGCCUCACUGUCAAACAGCUGUUGAACCAUCCCUGGGUGAUGAAGGACUAUAAUAGUCCUGUCGAGUGGUUCAGCAAGCAGCCGCUUGGCCACAUUGAUGAAGACUGCAUUACUGAGAUGGCGGUCUACAUGAAGAAGUCGAGAGAGAGCACUACAGCGCUGGUGAAGGAGUGGAAGUAUGACCAGACCACAGCCACAUAUUUGCUGCUGCUGUCAAAGAAGCGGGGAGGAAAGCCUGUCCGUCUGCGCCGUGAGCCAGCUGCCUGUGAGGACUCUCCUCUGCACAGAGAACUGCAGAUUGGAGAGGGCCUUCACUUCGUUGAGGAUGACGAGACGGUGAUUAUUGGUUCUUUGGACUUCUGUUCGGACUACAUUGAUGACUGUCCAUGGGUCUCAGUCCCACAGUACAGACCCCAUGGGGUCAGAGGUCAAGCAGACAGAAACACCACCAGAGACAAGAGAUUAGUGUCACCAACAGUGGAAAAAAGAUAUGUUCGCAGCCCGAUGGAGGAGAGGGGGAGGCGGCGGCAAAGAGAUCAAGAGCAAAAAAGUGAGAACAAGGAGAAUCUUGCUGAGGACAAAGGAGCGGAAAUGUUUGCGCUGCCUCCCCCUCGCACCCCUGUGCCCAGUAAGAGGAACCCACGCUCCAUCAAGAAUGUGUUAACAACACCCAACCAGAACGUCAAUGCCAACAAAUCCAAUGCAGGCACGCCGAAAGGUGGUGACAGUGCAUCUAAGGAACACAAUAAGAAGACAAUAGAAAACAAUGAACCAACAAAAAUUGAAAUUUUAGCUUUUAGUCCAGAGCGAAGGUCUAGGUCGCUGGACAUGGCUGUCACAGGGGACAGUGGCAAGAAGAAGCGAGCCGGGAAGAUGUUUGGUUCUUUGGAGAGAGGUCUGGAUAAGGUGAUCACAAUGCUAACCCCGAGUAAGAGAAAGGCCCUCCGGGACGGUCCACGGAAGAUUAAGGCCCAGUAUAAUGUGACUCUGACCAGCCAAACUAAUCCAGACCAGGUCCUGAACCAGAUUCUCUCCAUCCUGCCAGAGAAAAAUGUUGACUUCACACAGAAAGGCUACACCCUGAAGUGUCAGACCUGGGGUGACUUUGGAAAGGUGACCAUGGCGUUCGAGUUGGAGGUGUGCCUGCUGCAGAGGCCGGAAGUCGUUGGCGUGCGUCGCCAACGACUGAAAGGAGAUGCUUGGGUCUACAAGCAUUUAGUUGAGGAUAUCCUCUCCACAUCCCGUAUUUAAGGGAUGCAUGUCUCUGACUGCAUCACUGUCUGUGGACACUGGUCUGUUUGUCAGAAAUAUGGCCUCCCUGUGAGUCUGUUCAGACUAAACAGACGUUUGCCAAGACUAUGGAAGCAUUUCUUAAAGUUUAUAGACGUUUUACAAUACACUUUGUGGGUUAGGGAAUUUAAUGGUAAAAGUAAAAUGCCUUUUUUUUUUCAUUUCCUUUUCUUACUAUUAUGCAAACAUCUGCUGUCAACUGUGUUGGAGUGUAUGAAAUAGAGCAGCACGAUUUCAGCUGAACCGCUUGGCUGCUGUUUGUUUUAUGUCUUGAUAAAAUUUUCCCCUUAAGGUGCAACACCUGCCUGAUGAACAAAAACACAGAAUACUGCUGAUUUUCUGUCUUUCUUUGUCUUUUAUUUUAUGUGUUUACAGCUCUGUUGUAUUCUAUAAUGAUGUUUGACACGGUUAUGUGAAGUAUUUUUUUUGUUGACAUGUUUCUAUUUUUUCUUUGUCUGUCUGUGAGUUUUUAACUAAUUUUGUAAAUUAACAUAAUAAAAGAUAUCCGCUUUUAUUGAGA